Messenger RNA from Triticum aestivum (bread wheat), 1859 nucleotides. RefSeq names its product triose phosphate/phosphate translocator, chloroplastic. Lineage: Eukaryota; Viridiplantae; Streptophyta; Magnoliopsida; Poales; Poaceae. Gene Ontology annotation, biological process: transmembrane transport. The transcript is spliced from 11 exons. Gene Ontology annotation, molecular function: transmembrane transporter activity. The record is from RefSeq and is a predicted model, not a curated record. Gene Ontology annotation, cellular component: membrane. The coding region runs from base 94 to 1542 and encodes 482 amino acids.
GUUGUUGCUGUUUUGUCUGACGGGCUCUAUCUCCGCGCGCGCGCACCUCCACCACACAACAUCCUCACACUGACGUCCUCGCGGUAGACACAAAUGGCGGCGGUCGCGACCAUCCUCUGCGGCGGCGCCGUCGCCGGCCACCAGCGGUCACGCCGCCGCGCAGCCCCGUCGCUCCAUGUCAGAGGCGGCUCCGCCUCGGACGCCGCCCACCUUGUCUGCGGUAGGAAGCUCCGCCCGGCGCUGUUCCCCGCUUCCUCCUUCGGCGCCCUGCCCCUGUCUUCUCCGGGGAGUAGGAAGCUCCUCCGGACGUCGGCUUCCGCGGCCACCCCCUCAUCCGACUCCCAGGGCCAAGCAAAGCCCAUCGGGUUUUUGGAGAGGUACCCGGCUCUUGUCACUGGUUUCUUCUUCUUCAUGUGGUAUUUUUUGAAUGUGAUAUUUAACAUCCUCAACAAGAAGAUCUUUGAUUACUUCCCCUAUCCAUACUUUGUGUCGGUGACCCAUCUUUCUGUUGGAGUCUUGUACUGCCUUAUCAGCUGGAGCACCGGUCUCCUAAAGCGUGCGCCGAUGAAUUCGACGCUUCUGAAGCUGCUGCUGCCAGUUGCAAUUUGCCAUGCCAUCGGUCAUGUAACGAGCACUGUGUCUUUUGCUGCUGUAUCGGUCUCAUUUGCCCACACCAUUAAAGCUCUCGAGCCGUUCUUCAAUGCCGCUGCUUCACAGUUUAUUCUCGGGCAGCAAGUUCCCUUCACAUUGUGGUUAUCUCUGGCUCCAGUUGUGAUAGGUGUAUCAAUCGCAUCUCUCACUGAACUCUCAUUCAACUGGACUGGUUUCAUCAAUGCCAUGAUUUCUAAUAUCUCAUUCACCUACCGUAGCAUUUAUUCGAAGAAAGCUAUGACUGACAUGGAUAGCACCAAUCUGUAUGCCUAUAUCUCUAUAAUUGCUCUCAUCGUCUGCAUUCCUCCAGCACUCAUUAUUGAAGGACCUCAACUAGUGCAGCAUGGAUUUAAAGAUGCAAUUGCCAAAGUUGGAUUAGCAAAAUUAGUUUCCAAUAUUUUCUUGGCAGGCUUGUUCUAUCACCUUUAUAACCAGGUUGCAACAAACACAUUGCAGCGAGUGGCCCCUCUAACACAUGCCGUCGGCAACGUGUUGAAACGUGUCUUUGUCAUCGGCUUCUCAAUCAUCAUUUUCGGUAUCACUAAAAUCUGUUGUUUCUUAAAGAUCGAUACAUAUGUCUGGCUCUUGUUUUUUUGUACUAGUGUACUCUUGUCACAUAAUACUUUUUGGAAUGCUGAGCAGGCAACAAGAUCACCACACAAACUGGAAUUGGCACAGCCAUUGCUAUUUCUGGUGUUGCCCUAUACUCAGUUAUCAAGGCUAAGAUUGAGGAGAAAAAGGAAGGUGUGGCGGCGGCGGCUCCUUGAAGAUGGAAUAAGGUCCUCUCCGCCUAGCCCCCGUCCUGACAGUGCGUCUUGCGUUGUUGGAGGGCAUGUGGAUGUGUGUCUUCGGCGGACUGCUUGGGAUUCAGUCGGUAUUGGUCUUUGCUGAAUCUCCGUUGAUCCAGUGUUUGUCCGUGUGUGUACAAGUUGUACCUUCCGAUCUGUGGUUCUCUUCAUCGUCGAUGGUUGAUGUUCUGGUGCCUUGGUCGUGUGGGGUCUUAGCAUAGCAUGAUGACUUCCCGACUAUAUUUAGUACAACAAGUUUUGCCCGGCCCGUUGAGGGAGAGGCGAUGACAGAGGUGUGCUUUCGGCUCACUCCAGUGCUUUAGUCGGCGCUAGGUUGUCUAUGAAACUAGAUGUAAUUUUUAUUAUUUUUAGUGUUCUUUGUACUGCCAUGAUAGAUAAUGCAUAGAUCAAUUUUUUUAA